AUGACAAUUAAGGGUAGACAACUUUUUGUUGGAAACGAUUUAUUUAGAUCCGCAGGUAAUGUACAACGGGCGAAUAUCAUUCAAGGCCGCGAUGGUCGGUCAAAAGGACACGGUAUUGUGUUAUAUGCGACUGUGACUGACGCGCAAAAAGCCAUAUCAACGUUUGACGGAUACGAAUGGCAUGGACGAAGAUUAGAAGUUCGAGAAGAUCGUAGUGCAAUGGAUUUUCCACCGCCCCCACCACGAACAGAGAGUGCAAAUGUCAAUAGUCAAUCUGAGACGAUUAAUAAUGAGACCGAACAUGAUAUAUGUGCUACAAAUGGCAUAUCAACACCAGCCACAUUAAACGAAAUUAAUGGUACCACAUCAACGCAUACAACAUCUUCUCCAGUUAGUUAUUCGACUAAUGAAAUGAAUGGCAUAAAUAUUAAUGGGGUGACAUAUGUUGAUGAACCGGCUACAAAUAAUUUAAUUAUGGGAAAUGGAAUAAUUUCACAACAACAGCUAUUUGUUGGAAAUUUGCCAUUCCGUAUACGAUGGCAAGAUUUAAAAGAUCUAUUUCGGAAAGCUGGAACAGUGUUACGAGCUGAUGUCGCAAUGGGUUAUGAUAACAGACCAAAAGGACAUGGAACAGUCUUAUUUGGAACCAUGUUUAAUCAUUAUAACUGGCAAGGUCGUAGCCUCGAACCUGCGAGAGGAAUUCAAAUUCCGCAACAUAAUCAUGCUGGAAGAUUGCUUUUUGUUGGAAAUCUUCCUUUUAAUUGUCAAUGGCAAGAUUUGAAAGAUCUUUUUAGGAAUGCCGGAAACAUCAUUCGAGCUGAUGUUUUAACGACUUAUGAUGGACGAAGUCGAGGUUUCGGUACAGUGUUAUUUGCUACCCCGGAAGAUGCUAGAAAUGCAGUUGGAAUGUAUAAUGGUUAUGAAUUUCAGGGAAGAAUAUUACGCGUUCAUUUUGACAGAUUUUCGUUACCUACUUUGCCACCACAUCACCAACAUAAUCCACCACAUCCCGUUCAUUUAGCUCCCCCGCACGUUCAUCCUCAUCGUCCUCCACACCCAUUAAUACCUCACAAUUUCCACCUUGGACCACCAAUUCCACAUCCUCAUUUCAUAUCUCCUGCACAUAUGGGACCUUUUUCACCAUCUUUAGCAACUCCUCCUUUAACUAGUCCUCCAUUUUCUAACACAUAUAAUACUUUGGCACAUCAUAAUAAUCAACAUAAUUCAAACCCUAAUGGAUCUACAGCUUUCCAACCAUUGUCAAUAAUUCCAACUACUACUGUAUCUAUGGAACAAUCAAAUCUAUCACAAGAUCAAAUUACACAAUUUUCUGGAUUUGGUCCAAUUGGAAAAGUCAAUCAUUCACCUCAAUCAAAUACUACAUCAUCUUCAAUUUCGAAUUUAGGAGCUGUAGGAUAUUCUUCUUCUUCAAAUACUACAAAUGGUAUCGUUGGAAUAAAUGUUCACACUAAUGGAAUAUCGUCUAUUUCAACCAAUGGAUCGUCAAAUGUAGUUCAUUCAAGAUCAUCAACUACCAAAGAUGUAAAUUCUAAUUCACCGAGUAUUAAUGGAACUUCUUCAUCUACUUCAUCAAUUGUUGUCCCAUCACCUGGUUUAUGGGAUAAUGGUGCAUCAACAGUAUUAUCAUCAACCGCCACCACAUCAACAGGUGUAAAUUCAUCGAAUGGAGUCAUGAAUAUAGGAAUGGCUACUAUAACUGGAAUGAGUAAUGGUCUUGACGGUUCUAAUAUCGUUCCAACGAUGGUAAUACCAACUGUACCUGCGCAAUCUGUUGGGUUUGGUUUUGGCGUGGAUGUUAAUAUGUAUACUCGUAUUUCUAGUGGUAAUCAGGGUCUCAAGUUAGAAGAAAAAGUAAGGUUAUGGAGGCACGACGCUUAUUUGAGAAAUUUAUAUGAAACUGCUGCAUUUUGGGGGAAUAAAGUGAUGACAAUGACUGGUGAUCCAAAUGACAUGUAUUGGUUAGCUAUAAUAUAUUUUAAUAUGGGACAAUAUGUUAGAGCACAGAAAUUAAUAAGGAAUUUUAUUGAAUCGAGUAAAGUCUGUCGAUAUUUAGCCGCAAAGUGUUGCAUAAAAAUGGAAAAAUAUCAAGAAGCGAUAGAAAUUCUCGGAGAAGAAAACCCAAUUUCUAAAAAAGAAUCUAUUUCGACCGCCAAAAGUACGGAAUGUAGUAUUCAAGUUGAAGCAUCACUAUGUUAUCUUCGGGGGUUUGCUUAUUCUCAAUUGAAUAACUUGGAAAAUGCAAAAAAGUGUUUUAAGGAAACUUUAGAAUUAGAUGUGAAAUGUUACGAGGCAUUUCAUGAAUUAGUAAAUAAUCACCUGAUGACGAGUAAAGAAGAAUGGGAAUUUAUUAAUUCAUUAAAAUUUGAAGAACAACUGGAAAGUGAUGAAGCUGAAUUUAUUAAAAUGAAUUAUAUUUCAAUGCUCAAAAAGCAUGAUCAUUUAUCUGAGAUUCGAGAGACGAGAUUGGAAUUGGAAGAGAAAUUUAAAUUAAAAAGAGAUUGUGAUUUAUUAAUGAGUCAUGCGGAUGAAUUGUAUGCCCAAUGUCGAUUUAAAGAAUGUUACGAGAUCACGAAAAAGAUACUUGAACAAGACAUGCACAAUCAUGCUUGCCUUCCAAUUCAUAUAGUUUGUCUUCAUGAAUUACGCGAAAAAAAUAAAUUAUUUUUAUUAGCUCAUGAACUAGUUGAAAAUUUACCAGAUAAAGCAGUUACGUGGUUUAGUAUUGGUUGUUAUAACUAUUUGAUUGGUCGAAAUGAUGAGUCUAGGAGCAAGGCUUCUACUAUGGAUUCCCAUUACGGACCUGCAUGGAUUGGAUUUGGUCAUACAUUUGCAUCAGAAUCUGAACAUGAUCAAGCUAUUACUGCUUAUUCUACUGCAGCAAAAUUAUAUCCUGGAUCACAUCUUCCAACCCUUUUCAUCGGCAUGCAACAUCUUCAAGCUAAUAAUCUUUUAUUAUCUGAAGAGUAUUUGCUAACAAGCUACAAUAUAUGUGAAAGGGAUCCAUUGGUAUUGAAUGAAUUAGGCGUGUUGUUCUUUCAAAAAUUAAAAUUUCCUGAAUCGGUUGAUUUUUUUAAGAAAGCAUUAGCACUUGCCGAGGAAACGAAAUGUCGGCCACAAAUUUGGGAGACCACAUGGAUGAAUCUUGGUCAUGCAUUCAGGCUAUUAGGUGAUUUAGAUGUCGCCGAAACUUAUUUUAAAAAGGUAAUAUCAAUGUCCCCACCAAAUCCAAGUGCUUUAUCCUCUCUUGGAUAUAUUUAUCACGCACUUGGAAUUCGUCCAUACGAUUCUAUAACACAAGAUUUAUUAGGAGUAUGUCUUAGAGAAAUGAUUCGUGCAAAAUCCGAAUGA
Messenger RNA from Diversispora eburnea, 3369 nucleotides. The record is from the annotation of a GenBank genome assembly. NCBI's taxonomy places the organism in Eukaryota, Fungi, Glomeromycota, Glomeromycetes, Diversisporales, Diversisporaceae.